Notothenia coriiceps (black rockcod) is the source of this 678-nucleotide messenger RNA. Its product is annotated as receptor-type tyrosine-protein phosphatase S-like. The annotation marks the transcript as partial. The record is from RefSeq and is a predicted model, not a curated record. Gene Ontology annotation, molecular function: protein binding. The transcript is spliced from 2 exons. Lineage: Eukaryota; Metazoa; Chordata; Actinopteri; Perciformes; Nototheniidae.
UUCUACCCCGACUCUCCUCCUUUCCCAGUGCGCCGUGUGCCCCCUCGUUUCUCCAUCCUCCCCUCCAACCAUGAGAUCAUGCCAGGAGGGAGCGUCAACAUCACCUGUGUGGCCGUGGGUUCGCCCAUGCCCUACGUCAAGUGGAUGCUGGGCACCGAGGACCUGACCACGGAGGACGAGAUGCCCAUCGGACGCAAUGUGCUGGAGCUCAACGGAGUCCGAGAGUCUGCAAACUACACCUGUGUGGCCAUGAGCAGCCUGGGUAUCAUCGAGGCCACCGCUCAGGUCUUAGUGAAGACUUUGCCAAAGCCUCCUGGUACCCCCAUAGUCACAGAGACCACCGCCACAAGUGUGACCAUCACCUGGGACUCUGGGAACCCAGACCCCGUCUCCUACUACAUCAUCCAGUACCGAGCCAAGGGGCCGGACAGCAAGUACGAGACGGUGGACAGCAUCACCACCACCCGCUACAGCAUCGGGGGACUCUACCCCAACACUGAGUAUGAAAUCAGAGUGUCUGCCUUCAAUAGCAUCGGCCAGGGCCCCUCCUCUACUCGUGUGGAUGCCCGCACAGGGGAGCAAGCCCCGGCCAGCCCGCCCCGAAACGUCCAGGCACACAUUAUAUCGCAGAACACUGUGAUGGUCCGCUGGGAGGAGCCGGAGGAACCCAAUGGACAG